GCAGAAGCAGCCUACAACCGCAAUGCUCCUGGAAAUGACGCGGCACAACUUUUGAGACGUUCACCCUGCUAGCUUUUGCAACAGCUCUCAUCCCAGUCUUGUCAAGUGCGGAGUUGAGAUGGCGUGGAUCCUCAGGUGGACGAUUCUUUUGACUCAUCAGCUGUGCGUCCUUGCGCAGUCAAGCUUUUCGGGUGUGUGGCAUUUGGUGGAUGUGUACUCCGUGGUGUGCCCCGGAUUUCCAGGCUACACCAUCGUCAACAUGUCUCAGCCUGCAGACAAGCUGCACAGCCCUCACAUCUUCACAAUUUUCCGAACAACCAACGAAGCCGUGAAAAUAGCCUUCACGGCUACAGACUCCAACGGCAAGGAGGUAGCUUCUGAAAGCGCAGAUCUGAAAAAGGUCGCUCGCCGACUUGCGCUUGAGAUGAAAGGGCGCCAACUCAGUGCGCGACGACGCGGUGGAGGCGGCAGCUAUAGCUCUCCCCGCCGGCGCGCCCCAACAAGCUACAGUUCCCCACGUCGCCGUGCCCCCAGCCCUGCUCCCAGCCCCAGCUACAGCUCUCCCCGCCGUCGUGCGCCAGCGCCAGCUUCAGGCACUACGACGGCACGGCGUCGCGGCUACACAGAGCCUCCCAGCCAACGUCGGCGCACCGCAGGGUAUGACAACAAGUACUACACCAACCCGUCCAAUCCUGCAGCAGGCAACUACGGCUACACCAGUGCGAGCACUGCUUCCAGUAACUUUGGAGGAAGGCCGCCCACCAGCACUCCGUACGGGUACACAGGCGCCAACGCGUACUCGGGCUCCAGCGGCAGUGCUGGGAAGAUUGCCCUGGCAGCAGGAGGGGGCCUUUUGGCCGGGUAUGCGGCGUCCCAGCUCUUCAGCCAUACCUGGACAGGAUAUAAUCGAGAGCAGCUGUUGGGCCUCCCCUGCACCUCUGGGUCCUGGACGGGCACUUGCGAUGCCUGUGUGAAACUGCAUGGCGAAAAGAACUGCGCCGCCCAAAUCUCGCCCAAGAUCGAUGCCACCCGCGAUGAUCUGCUGAACACUGGCUUCAUCCCUGCUGACUUUACUUGGCCGAUCCAUGUCAAGAUCACGGAGGUUUCCGGAACAGACUUUGGCCCACAGAUAUGCCCACCUACCACACCAGGAACGGAAUGGAAUCCACCAUCAAUGAAGCAGUUAUUUCUCACCCUGACGACGCUUGAGGAGCUAUCAGCAUCAGCUCCUGCACAGCCCACCGCAAGCCCUGGCAUGAGCUGGUGGCCGAUCUUGAGUGCUAUUCUCGUGCUUGUGUGCUGCUGCUGCUGCCUCGCGGCGGCUUGGUCCUUCAAAUCCAAGCAGCAAGACUACGGCACCUCCUCCGAGUCGGACUAUUCUUCGGAGUCGGAUCACGGAGCUUAUGGAGCCUCAUACGGCUAUGGUCAGCCUGGGGGAUAUGGAGCCCAGGUGCAGCCACAACCGCAGGGCUACAACCCCUACUGGCAAGGCGGGCCAGCACAAGGUGGAGCAAUGCAAGGCGGCGUUGUUCAAGGCGGCGUUGUUCAAGGGAGUGUCGUUGGAGGAGGUAUGGUGGCGGGUGCGGGUAUGGCGGGUGCAUAUGGCAUGGCUGGCAGCCCCCACGGUGCAGCUAUGGCACCCUAUGGCAUGGGCAGCCCAAGCCAAAGAGGCGGCGGCUUUAUGACGACCGCUGCCCCCAACGGCGCGAGCUGGGCUGACUACUGCCGACCGCACGGUGUUGCCAUGAACGGCGGCAUGGUUGCCGGGCCCUGGGGCGAGUGCUUGGCUUGGGCGGUGGCCUAUGAGCACCAGCACCCUGGAUGGGAGCACGAUCCCAGGUUCCAAGAAGGACCUGCUGCCCAAGUCAUCCAGGCCAUGACAGAGAGGGCAUCAGAUUCACAGAUUCCAGAGGUCCUCCAAGCAUGUGAGACGCUUGAAGAAGCCUGCCGCCAAGCAAUCCAACGUGGACAGCCACUGCCUAUCAUUAAUCAGCGGAUCUGAGCUGUUGCUGGUUGUUUGUGCAUGAGCCAUGCACUUUGUGAAGAUCCUUGCGCAGCCGCGCUGUUCUCAGAUUUGUCCAGAUGUACAGGGCUGGCAUUGGAUGGGUUUGGACAGAGACUUUUGCCACGUGGAUCUUGAACCGCGAAAGCUUGUUAUUUGUGGCAUUUGUGGCGUGGCAGGCGGCACGCCACAGCCAAUGGAUUCAAUGGACGCAGAAAAAUGGACGCA
Messenger RNA from Effrenium voratum, 2230 nucleotides. The record is from the annotation of a GenBank genome assembly. Lineage: Eukaryota; Dinophyceae; Suessiales; Symbiodiniaceae.